Messenger RNA from Diospyros lotus (date-plum), 1508 nucleotides. Its product is annotated as protein STRICTOSIDINE SYNTHASE-LIKE 10-like. Bases 95 to 1213 code for a protein of 372 amino acids. Lineage: Eukaryota; Viridiplantae; Streptophyta; Magnoliopsida; Ericales; Ebenaceae. The record is from RefSeq and is a predicted model, not a curated record. Gene Ontology annotation, molecular function: strictosidine synthase activity. The transcript has 3 exons. Gene Ontology annotation, biological process: biosynthetic process.
CAAUCAGAGCGCUUGACUUCUAAUACUACUUCUUCUUCUCCUCUUCCUCCUGAGAAUCCAAUCCAAUCCAAUCGCCAUCUUCUUCAGGCAAGCCAUGAACAGCACGGGACUGAUCUUGACGGCGGCAGCCCUUGCAGUUUUAGCCAUAUUUCUAGCUUUCACCACCACCCACUUGUUCACUCCGCCUCCUGUUCCGGGCUCCCAUGACGACCUCCACACGGCGGAGAUAGUGCAUCUCACAGGCGCCUUCGGCCCUGAAAGCGUGGCCUUCGAUGCCGACGGCGAAGGCCCCUACACCGGCGUCGCCGACGGCCGGAUCCUCAAGUGGCUGGGAGUUGACCGCGGUUGGGUUGAUUUUGCUUUCACCACUUCCCAAAGGGAGGAAUGUGUGCGUCCAUUUGCACCAGAAAUGGAGCAUGUAUGUGGAAGGCCGUUGGGAUUACGAUUCGACAAAAAAACUGGAGAUCUUUAUAUUGCAGAUGCAUACUUUGGCCUUCAAGUCGUAGGCCCAAAGGGAGGUUUGGCCACUCCGGUAGUUUCAGAAGUCGAAGGCCAGCCCUUACACUUCACAAAUGAUAUGGACAUUGAUGAGAGCAAAGAUGUGAUUUACUUCACUGACACAAGCACAAGCUUUCAUAGAAGGCAAUUUAUGGCAUCAAUUCUAAGCGGUGACAAAACUGGCAGGUUGAUGAAAUACGACAAAACAAGCAAAGAAGUCACAGUUCUACUGAGAGGCCUUGCUUUUGCCAACGGCGUAGCCCUGAGCAAGGACGGGUCCUUUGUACUAGUAGCCGAGACCUUGACUUGUAGGAUCUUGAGGCUGUGGCUCAAUGGCCCUAAUGCCGGAAAAUCAGAUGUGUUCGCUGAGCUACCCGGGUUCCCAGACAACGUCAGAAGCAACUCGAAGGGCGAGUUCUGGGUGGCACUCCACGCGAAAAAGGGUACUGUGGCGGACUGGUUUGUCUUAAAUCCAUGGAUUGGGAAAGCACUGCUGAAGCUCACUCUCAACUUCAAGCAACUACACUACUUGUUAGUGGGAGGAAAGCCACAUGCAACUGCAAUCAAAUUAAGCGAAGAGGGAGUAAUUUUGGAGGUUUUAGAAGACAGUGAAGGCAGGAAUUUGAGGUUCAUUAGUGAAGUGGAGGAAAAAGAUGGCCGCUUGUGGAUUGGGUCGGUGAUUAUGCCUUUCCUUGGUGUUUAUAAUUUGCAAUGAAUUCCCUCGUUAUGGCCUGCCUUCUUCAUCUUUUUUGUUCUACUCCUUAGAGUUGGGUUUAAUUAGUUUAGUUAGUAUGUCAAUUGUGGUAGUUCUAACUAGCUGCACACACGGCAGUUAGCUGUUGUAACUUGCCCUACUGAUAUGCUUUAUCUGCUAAAGAUAAAAACUACUGAUAAAGUUUUCUUUCAAAUGCCCUCCUCCUUUUGUGCCGAUGUAGAUUGUUUUCUGUAUGUAUUUUUCUAUUCGAGAGAGCAAUAAACUAAACAAGUUUUUCUUUUAAUGAAGUAAGCCA